Ictalurus furcatus (blue catfish) is the source of this 10736-nucleotide messenger RNA. RefSeq names its product pleckstrin homology domain containing, family A member 6 (gene plekha6). Bases 6823 to 9609 code for a protein of 928 amino acids. The record is from RefSeq and is a predicted model, not a curated record. The transcript is spliced from 20 exons. Lineage: Eukaryota; Metazoa; Chordata; Actinopteri; Siluriformes; Ictaluridae.
GUAAUUAAGUUCCACCAACUAGAAUUAGAACCAGUCGUGUAAUGGCAGUUAAUAAAAACCAACAAACAAACAAACCUGCAUUUAGAAGAGCAACAAGUCCACCAUGGACAGAAGUGCUUGGAUUGGUUCAUUUGUCUGUUAGUUUGACCACUUUAUACGAUUUACAAUGAAAAUAUUUAUGUUGUAUUUUUUGCAUUUUGUCGCUGAUAAAACGAAAAGUUAUUUUAUUUCAGCUCACUGUUGAUGAACUUAAAUAUAUAUUACACUGAAAACCCUAAUAGUAUUAAAAUCAGCACAUCAUUUGAUCAGAAAAGAAAACCGUUUCAGUUCAUUUGUGCUCCUGUUAUGCCAUAAAAGUCAUUUUUAGUGCUUUUUUUUUUUUUUUUUUUAGCAAUAUGAGCCUUUGUGUAAGUUGAGAAAUAAAAUAAAAAUAAAACAAGAUAUUUUUGACAACACAAACAUGGCAGCAACAGACUACUAUUGUUUUUGUGUUUCUUCCUCUUCUCUCUCUCUCUCUCUCUCUCUCUCUCUCUCUGUCUCUUGUUCUGUGUGUGUGUGUGUGUGUGUGUGCAUGCGUGUGCGCAUGUGCGCGUGUGUUUCUGUGCUAUUCCCUGUCCCAAAUGUCAUAAUUUCUGUUGAUUCCAAUCUUGAACAGGUACCAUACGCAGAACUAGACCAUGUGCUACCAGACUGGAGGCCAAUCUAAAAAGCAUAGGUCUAGUUUUUUGGUGCCAAAUGAUUUGUAUUAGUUACAUUGUGCAGUGGUAAAAUGCCCUUUAUUACACUGUUUUGGGGCAUCCUUAAAUUUCUGGAUGUUCAUGGAAAAAUUUGGGAGAUGUGGAGGAUGAUGAUUAUGGUGUACAGGUUACAGGAAAUCGCCACUGUUUACUUUAAACCCAUGUGGGUGUAACACCAGAUUGUAGUGUUAGACCCAGACCCAACUGACCCAAUAAUAUUGAGAACGCACCACCAAAAUGAACAUUAAGUUGCCGUAAUUAAAACUCAUUCAUUCUUUAGUGCAUCCUCAGUAAACAGUCAGGGUUGUAUUGAAUCCAGAGCCUAACCUGGGAACACUGGCUACGAGGCAGGAAUACACCCUGGACCAUACAUCUUCAUGGUUAUUUGAAGUUGGUUGAUAAUUAGCAAAUGACCCAGUUUCGUAUCACCAAAUCUAGGGCACGUCAUAUCACUGAAAUCAGGAUGUUUGCCCAGUGGGAAGGGUUGUGAUGGCCUGAACUAGCUGUACUGUUCCCAAUUGCUUAAGACUGUUGUCCCACGGCUGCUGGUAUAGGACUCUUAUCAUUCACGUGGGCACUGUCUAUUUACACAGCAUGGAUCAACUCUCAGGAAGCGUCCUGACACAGGAAGGAGGUGUGUGCGUGCAUGAGGCAGACAGAGCUGGAGACUGAACACACCCAUGCAAUCAUUCCCUCAGAGUUGCCUAGUCAUUAUUGGUCACAGUAAUCAGUAAUUACUCUAGCCUCUGUAUUCUUGUUUGCGCUCAUGCAGAUGACGUUGUCAACACUUUAGCGCAUCGAGCAGACUGUAGCCAGCCACUCCCUCGCCUUGAGCUAUGAGUUUGUAAGUCUCCAGCUGUUUACUCACAAGACCAGAAGUCUGUCUAAUCGUAGUACCUUUGGUGCUGGAGGGAGCAAUAUGAACUAGCGAGCUCUGUAAUGGUUGGUGAUGGGUGCAGCAAGCAUCAAGUGGUGUGACUCUUGCCAGGUUUUAUUUGUCCACACAGACUCCAUCUGUUGCUCUUUCCGCUGCAUUAACCAUGCAUGACUAAAGAAAAAUACCUGGGUGGAGAGAGGGACAUACAUGCUGAGAGUGUGACAAGAAAGAGGGUCAGCUCAGGAUCUUGGAAAAUCUGUUGGAUGUCAGUGUGUCUGAAUUCUGGACGUUAGGAGAAAAAAAUCAGGUUGGCAUUUUUUUUUCCUGCCUUUAAUAAACGUUGAUGCCUCGAUUUUAAGAAAGCAUAAAUAUAUUUCACCACAAUGAUGUGGUUUUGAAAGAAGCCAGUAUAAUAAAUGCAGUUAAUGUGACUAAAGAUCUCUAAAGCCUCACUAGCUGAGAGAAUUCCUCACACAAUGAAUGUCAAGCAUUGAUCAUGAUGUUGGAUGGCUAUGUGCCAUAAACAGAUGUAAGUCUAAUCAUUUCAGACACUAACUGUCAAAAUGUCCAUGAUGCACCUGCACCACAGUCGGAUUGGAUUUUCUAAACCCAAUUUUAAAAAUGCUUUAACUUUAUGUGUGAUUGAGAUAAAUGCAACAGAGAGGCAUAUUUCAGUUCAGGAAAGCCAAUUCUGGAGAUGUGCCAAUCGACAUAUGAAUCUGGAAUGAUUGACGGGUGUUUUGAACGCUCCCAUAUUACCGGACUCUCCAUAAGCCCCGCCCCCUUUCCUCAAUCUCACAUUAGUAACUCCUUAACUCGAUUGUUCUGCUUGAAAGCAAUGCUGAUAUCCUCACUUUCUAUCAAGGUAAACAUGUAUGAUUCAUCUGGCAUAAUGCUUUAGAAAAAACAUUGCAACUUCCUUAGAGCUGUCCAAUCAACAAUAGAAUAAUACUUUAUUUAAAAAGAUUUCUGAUUGUUUGCUAUGAAAACAACAUUUCACUUCCCACUGAUGAAUAGAUGAAUAGUGUAGUGCUUAUUGUUGCCAAGGGCACUCCUCAGUGACUGUCCCAUAAGAACAGGAGAACAUUUGGCACUGCGUAAGACAACAGGCUCGACUCAGAUUACCAACAUUCUGCUUCAUACAUCGUAAAAAACUGGCCAGGGCUCAUGCCAUCGUCUCCUCAUCUUCCAGUUUGUUUGUGGUGUGUUGUUAUAGUCUGACCAAAGUCGCACUUUUAUGGGGAGUAUAAUAUUGAUUGUGUACCUUGAAGGAAAGGCAUGCAGUAGUUGUGUAAGGUAGCUUACAUGCUAAACACUAAAGCUUUUUUGCUUCUGCCUCGUCUCAGGUGGAUAUGAGCUCGUAAUCCCUCUCGGUUUCUAUCUGAUACUCCGGUGGGAGACACUGAGCGCAAAUUCUCGAGAAAGCACCACUCCUCUCACACAUGCUGGGGAAUGAUGAUGUAUCAGCCAUGUCUGUUCACAGCCUGGUGAUGACUUUAAGCUAUAAUUAAGAUCUAGUGUCUAUGAAUAGCAUGGCAGCAGACAGCAAGACAGCAAGUUAAUGGCUCUUGGAAUGAGAUUUAUUUUGGAUGUUUGUAUGUUUUGGAUGAAGGAGUUCAAAGGCAUGACCAAAAUAAGAGUCCGACAAGUAAAAUGUCUAGUUAUUCCUCUUUAGUUUUUUAUCAUUUGUAUGCAGACCUAGUUUCAUCAUGUUGAGCUGUCCAGUUCAAUAGAACAACACACAGCUGUCCUAACGUUUUUAUGUGAGUCAGUGACACACUGUUUGUCCUGUCUAUUCACACAGUUUUGUUAAAUGCCUGUUAUAUUAAGUGUACCCUAUCAUUAGAAGUCAUGCACGCGUGUGAAAUUUGUUAAGGCAGAGUCAGCGAGGUGUGAUACACAUGACUGUAUGGAAUAGAAAAGCGGUACUGUGGCAUUUUAAAAAGAGCAAACAUAAACCCAUGGAGCCUUGACCUUUAAGUAGAACAAUAUCUCAAGAGUUCAGAUUUUAACUGCCAAAUUCCAAGCCCUAAUACCUUUCAAAAAUCAAAGGAGUGUUUGAUAAUUUCCUAACUGAGAGUGCGUAUGAACAAGAAGUAUUGAAAAGGAAUUGUAUUAACAGUGCAUACCUUUAGUACAUGUUAUAAAGCAUGUGAUUGGGAUGCAGGGUUGGACUCCACAGAUAGCUGUGGCAUCCUCAAGAUUUGAACCCGUGAUCUCCGGACGACAGGGCAAACCUUUUCAGUUGGCACCACUUAUUGUCUAAGUGUGAUUAUUAAACAAACAGAGAUUGACUGACAGCCGGCUGAAAAUAACAAAAUGCACAUAUUAUCUAUUGGUAUUAUGCCUUUGCUCAUCUUCUACUAUUACCAAAAUUAAAGUAAAUUGUUUGGAAAUAACACAAAAAAUAUAGUAACCAUGAGUUACCAUGAAGCUAACUCAUUCUGGUAGUAAAAGUAAUUACGUUUACAUGGCAAUUAUUUUUUUUAGCCAAUGGAUUAUUAAAACCCUGUCCAGGGUGUACCCUGCCUUGUGCCCGAUGCUCCCUGGGAUAGGCUCCAGGUUCCUAGAAGAUGGAUGGAUAGAUGGAUGGAUUAUUAAAAGGAUUACCCACUUUGUUCAUUUGGAUAUUUUUUUGCAUGAGUGUUUUCUUUUUCGAUUGAGCUAUCAUUCUAAUUAUUAACAGAUUAUUAGGAUGUAUGUAAACAUUGCUAAUGUUACAAGGAAGACUGAUUCUCUAGAUCAGGGGUCGUCAACUGGUGGACAGUGGUCCGGAUCCGGAUGAGAGCUCAACAAAAAAAUUCGGGAUGGUUCCAAGCACAAAAUACACACUGUAGCAGAACCAAUAAACCUCUGAAAAAAACUGGCUAUAGUUCAGAGUCUCUUAUAGUUUUCUAAACCCGAACUGUCAUGCUUCUGUAGCAGAUGCUCUGUUUUGGCCAGUCAUAUGCAACUCACAGGAACAGCUGAAGGCAGCUCAUCAAGAAAGGAUAAUGUUUUCAUAUACUUUCAUAGAUUUGCCCUUUCUUGUCUUAUUAGUAACGUAAUGACAUGGCUUGUUGAAAAAAAGUUGCAAAACAAUGUUUAAAGACGAUAGGACAGAGAAGUAUGCACUUGUCCUCUGCUUCAUCUGCUCACAGUCCACAGUGCUAGUCAACAGUGUUAAUGUGAAGUCCACGUCUGAACCGAACCACAGCCACUUCAAAUUGAUGUCUUAAUUAUAGUCGUGAACUAACCACUAACGGUUAAGCAUUAAAAGUAACUGUUGUCACCAUUCAGUCAUGUUAGUUGCUUAUCCUGACCUUCCUGAAUUUUGUGUUUCACAAAUAUUAGCCGAAAAUGAGCGACUGAUUGGACACUAAUGCGUGAGUUGAUUUUUGUUGUGAUUCCUCUGGCUGAAGUUACCUGCAGAUUAUUUCACAACAAGAAUGAAAGCGCCCAGUGAACUGCAGGCCUCAUAAUGUCUGAAAUCAGUCAGCAUAAUCAUAUUCUGCACUGAAAGUAUGUUAUAAGUGGUGUUAUUUUAGGUCUGGCUAAGUCAUCUAGAGUGUAGCCCAACCAUUUAUUAUGCAGCAGCGUAGGAGUGCAAUUGCUUGGGUGACACUCAAAGUUCCUCGCUCGCUUCAUUUGUCUUUGGCAUGUGUUUCAGGUUCAAUGCAAUUGAUGAGGCCACAUACUGUACCAGUAGUGUAAUUAUAGCAGUUUGUGAUUCAUUGUGUAUAUGGGUGACACACCCUCAUUACCAUAGCUGUCUUCAUGGUGUUUUGCUUAAGAUUAAUGGGCCGAAAUUUCAAUAGUAGCCAUGAUUAAGUAAAAUCAGGGCUUUAGCUUUGUGUUUCAGAUUUCCUGAUUAACUGGGUGCCAUAAAGCCAUAGCAUUUUAAGUGGUACACACCCACACAGAAUUGGAACAAUAGACUGCUUUUAUUUAUACACAUAAAAUCCUUUGGGAAUUAAGUUUUGGGGUUAUGAAAUCACUGUUUCAGUUCGGUACAGAUUUGUAAUCAGGUUGAGAAGGCAUGGAUGAGUCUCGAGCUUCUAUGUAAGAAAUGUUAUAGAUAAAGAAAACGUCUGUUUAUAAGAGAGACACUGCUACAUAAUAUAGAUGUUUGUGUAUGGUGAUGAACUCCUGGUUAUAAGGUAGACUUUUGUCGCAUGUCAAUAUGUGUUGCAAGUUGCUGGAGAAGCACUAGAGAAGUGCUAGAGAAGCACUCUCAAUAAAGGUAAUAUUUGCCCAGGUCAUGUAGUGUGUUCAUGUCCUGGUCCCUUAUCUGUACCUAAAUAUUUCAGGCAAAGGUUAGAUAAUGAACUUUGUAAGUAUGCUGUAUAUGCAUAUACAAAAAGUGUUUUUCUGUGUGGCUUUUGUUUUAAGUAACUCUGUUGCCCCCAUGUGCUGCACCCUCUGAACUGCAGUGUACUAUGUAUAUUUGUGUGCGUGUGUGCGUGUGUGUGUGUGUGUGUGUGUGUGUGUGUGUGUAUUUAACCUAAGCUUUGUGCUUUCACUGAAUUACAUUUAUUACAUGUAUUAUCAUAACCUUAACUCACAAUAGUUUCAUGUUUUAAAAUAUGCAUGUUUAUAAUUAGAAGUUGUUUUGUAGCACUGCACUAUAAUGAUGUCACAAAUCUACUAAUUAGGGGUGAGCGAUAUGGCAAAAAUAUCAUAUAUCAUGAUGUAGUAAACGAUAUAUUGGUUUCUUAACAAACUGCCAGGAAAACAUUUAUCUAAAAAAAAAUAUAUUAAUGUUUUAAAUCCAUUUUAAAAAGUAGAUUUUAAAUUGUAAUUGUUAUUUUAAAAUAGAUGUAAACUAAAGUUAUAAAAUGAUACCACCAAAUCUCAAAAAGUGUGUCAUGAUAUUAUAAUUAUCAUAUCGCUCAGUCCUACUACUAACUGAUUUCUCUUUCAGGAUAUUAAACCUGGAUUUAACCCUCUUGUUCUAUUCAUUGUUAGAUACUCAGCUGAUCCAGACAGUCUUCUUUUUUUCUUAAAAAAAAAAAUAAAAAUUGAUACACAAAACCCAUUUACAAUAAUAAAGCCACUUAACCCUGCAAGGUGACCUCUAGCUGACCUUCAUGUCUGACCCUGUUGUCCUCACCCAGUCUCUUCCCUCCUUUUCCCUCCACCCAAACCUCUGAGGAGCCCUGAGAGAAUUGGUCUCCACUGUGCCUGAACUCUCUUUAGUAGGUGUGGUUUGAGGUGGAGGAAGAAGACAUGGAGGGGGAGAAGGGGGAAGAGCAGGACUCUAAAGGCAGUAUUGCAUUCUGUUUGCAGGCAGAACACGCUGGGACUCGUACGUACUACUUCAGCACUGACAGCUCAGAGGAUAGGGAGGAGUGGGUCCAAGCCAUGAGUGAGGCAGCCAAGGUCCACAUUUCACCCCCUAUUAGAAAAACCUCCGAGUCCGUCCCUACAGACGAGCAGAACCACGUUCCAGUGACACAAGCACCAGAGACCAACUCUUGUCCAGAAGAUGAGGACUCCAGGACUGAGCAACAUCAGCCUCAGAAACAAGGAGUAAAUGGGGUAGAAAGAAAACCAAUACCGGCUCCCACCACACCAGUGUCCACGGAUAUGGACAGCCGGUUUGCGGAAAGGGGAUGCCCACCUCCUCACCAUCCAAACGGAUGGGGCAACUAUGGCUCAGGCUUCCCUUCCCAGGAGAACAUAAGAGAGGUGCGUGAAGUGCAGUCCGAUCCCCAAGGGAACACGGUGUUGCGCAGGGGCUUUGUGCCCAGGACGGGACCUGAGAGGAUGGCACAGAGGAAGAGCUCCAUGACACAGCUACAGCAGUGGGUGAACCAGCGGCGCGGCCCGCCUCAGGAGGACCUGCGGAGUCCAUCACGGUAUUACACGAUGACCCGAGGCAUUUCAGCAGACUACUACGGCACGUAUGGUGCCCCUCCGUACCCUGACGAGUACCCACUGUACCCUCCAGGAAUUCGGCCUGACAGCAUCUGCUCCAUGUCAGCUGCCUACGACAGGAUGCCGCCCCGCUGGACUGCAGAAGAAAAGCGGCGUUCGCUGAGGGACACUGCUCUCUAUGGGCCUCCCCGUGAGCCCCAGUGGAUGAUGGGUCCUCCUGGACCACAUCCUGCCUAUUACACCCAGCUAGAGUCAACACAGGGGACCAUGAGGCGUCUCUCGCUGCAGCCACGCUCACGUUCUGUGCCACGCUCGCCCUCUUCGUCAUCGGGAGGUGCCUACUCACCUGGACCCCCAAACUUCAUCUCGCCAGCACGCUCGCCUAGUGUGCGGUUCGACAGAGUGCCCGGGCGGCUCCGAGACGAUGGAAUCUAUGUUGAUCCAUCAGUCUAUGGCAUGCGAAGGUCUCUCAGUUCCCCCAAGUAUGAUUUUGCUGGGGAUCGAAGGUCUCUCACACAAAAUGUUUACCAUUACAAUUAUCCAGCCUCUCCCUCUGUACAUGGCAAAAUGGAUGACAUUUUAGACCUGCAGCUUCAGAGGAACUUGGAUUACCUCGAUCAGCAGGUGCCUCCAGCGCAUGAUAUUUACAGGGACCUGCAUCCCACGCUGAAGCUCAAUGAAAUUGAGACCAGUAAACUGUUGAAUCGCUUGUUUGAGCAGAACAGGCUUCUGAAGGAACAGGAAGCUGUAGUACAUCGGCUGCGAAUGGACAAGGAUAACUUGGAGGCCACGCUGGUGGCCACACAUCAGGACAUGGAGUUGUGCAGGACUCAGCCACUGGCCAUGGAGAAACUGCAGCUGAAGAAGGAGAGCUUACAGAAUCAGCUCAUCAAUGUCCGGGGCGAGCUCUCUCAGGCUUCCAAUGCUCUGACCACCUCUAAAAUGGAGUUUGAUGCUCUGGAGGAUGAGGUAAAUGCUAUUCAUGGUGACCUGUGGGAGCAGCUGAAUUCUGGAGGACAGAGUGAGCUGGUCCACCGACACCUGCAGAAAGAGUUCUGGAGGGUUCAGGAUGUGCUCGAGGGGCUGCACAAGAACAAUCCCUCUCGAGGCACAGACACGGCUAAGCACAGAGCAGUCAGCGGAGCAUCAGGUUCCUUCAGCACAAACAGUCCAGCGAGCCCACUGAGCUCCGUGAGUCUAACCAGCCCAAUCAGCCCUUUCUCACCUGUACCCGGCUCCCAGAAUUCACCCACAAAACAGCUGGCAACAGAGCACAACUACAGUUCAUUAGAGGAAAAGACCAACGAUUACGACUUGGAGCAAGACAGACAAGGCAAUAAAGUUGGUAUUGUCCCACCCAGGACCAAAUCUCCCACAGAUGACACGGACGGUGCCCCUAAGAGGAAUGGGAGGAUGCCUAAUGGUCACAUCUCCAGGGAGAGGCCAAAGAGCGCUGUGUUCCCAGCAGAAGUAAAGUCUAAGAUGAGUGUAAAGGAGCAGAACGAGAGGAUACGUCGGAACCAGAGCAGUUCAGUCAAAGACAAGAGACGCAGCCUUAAUCUGUCCAACAACCAGAACUUGGAUGGCCUCAAACCUUCUGUCAACUACAGAGUGGUGAGGAGAAGACUGACUGCCCAUGAGGUGGACAUAAAGGGCCUGGAGGCGGCCGUACGAGGGAUAGGCACGGAGUCUCCAAGGGAAGAAAUUGCCCGACUACGGAGACAGGUGGAGCCUGAGAAUUAUGAUCUGGAUAUUGGCAAAGAGCUGUCUGCCCCAGACAAAGUGUUAAUUCCAGAGCGGUAUCUUGACAUAGAGCCCAGCACGCCGCUCAGCCCAGAGGAGGAGCGAGAGAAACAGAAGAAGGUGGAACGGAUAAAGACGCUUAUUGCCAAAUCAAACCUGCAGAAUGUUGUCCCGGUGUUGGACGGCCCUUCAGAAGCCCAGGCUAACCCUGAGCAGAAAUUGCAGGAACAGGAGAAACGCAUCGAGAUUUCUUGCGCUUUGGCUGCCGAGGCCUCCCGCCGCUCCCGCCUGCUCUCUGCCCAGAUAAUCCCGAGUCCCCCUGCCUCCCCGACCAACCUGGCCCCUCCCCCUUCCUCUGGCUUCUCUGACUCCUCCCACAUCAUGAAGGUGUGAGUGUGUGAAGCUCAAGCGCUGGCUGCUGUCAAGUUCGAUGGUGAACCCUUCUGAGAACGGCAAACAAAAGACACGUGAAAAAUCACUUAUAUUGUCCCAUCUCCCCCAAACUGUGUAUUUAUCUCAGUUACUGACACAAUAGGAGGAGGAAAUACUACAAAACGUUUGGAAGUUGGAGAUUCGAGGGUGUAAUUUCAGAGCUGCGGUACAGAGGUCCUUACGAGGAUGCAGUAACAUCUUCAGAGUGGGCUUCUCUAGUGCUCAGUCAUAUGCUUCUCUCUCUCUCUCUCAUUUAAGCCCUUCCAUGUAGGACCUAAUGGCAGAACUGUCUGAUGGAAACAGCAAAUAUUGUAACAUAAUGAAAGCUGCAAACUAGCCAGAAAGUGAGAUUUGUUUACAUAAAGCUAUCUACUCUGUAAUGACUGCGUUGAGCGUUAUACUAAUCCUGAACAAACUGGCCAGACACAAGUGAAGACACAAGUACGUCAGGAACAGAGUGACGUCCGAGGAACAGAGACGAAUAACAAGAUACAGUGUUACAGUAGAAAAAGUGAUGGUCCGAGAGGGACAGAAGACAGAUACAGCGUCAUAGCAAGUGGACCAAGGAAGCCCAGGAAUACAGACAGGAAGUAGCAGGACCCAGAGCAACGACAAGAGGGAGUUGACCAAAUUAGCACAUCGGUACUUGACCACAGAGAGACUGCGGACUAACUUUAUAAAAGUUUAGCGUCUAGAUCCGCGUUUCAGGCUGCGAGCACUUGCCACAACAGACUCAUCAGUGACCAUAGACUGAUGUAACAUUGUGUCUACAGUGAAAAGGGACCCCAAGCAGAAGACAGAUAAAAUACAGUCAGAAGAGAGCAUCUCAGUGUGAAGCACUUGCAUGGGCAAUUCUUUCCUCAUUCCCUUCAUUCCCACUUUUCAAAGGAGAUCAAGACUCACUGUGACUGCAUAAAUCCUCUUUUUCUUUACUUUAUGCUAAAUAAUAGGGCUUGAUGGGAACGCUGGAUCCCAGUCACCAACAGUCCGGUAUCUUAGAGUUCUGUUUGCACCACAGGUUCCUUAUGUAUCGAUAAACACAGCAUAUACAGUAUAUCUAUAUACAGUGAAUAUAUAUAUAUAUAUAU